Messenger RNA from Carlito syrichta (Philippine tarsier), 2546 nucleotides. RefSeq names its product reticulophagy regulator family member 3 (gene RETREG3). NCBI's taxonomy places the organism in Eukaryota, Metazoa, Chordata, Mammalia, Primates, Tarsiidae. The record is from RefSeq and is a predicted model, not a curated record. Gene Ontology annotation, biological process: reticulophagy. Bases 91 to 1491 code for a protein of 466 amino acids. The transcript has 9 exons.
CGCGGCCUCCCCCGCCGAGUCGCGCGUCUGCGCAAUAGCUGUUAUUGUGACUGGGACCGCGGCCCCGGAUGUUGUGGCUGCCCGGCGGAGAUGGCGGAGGCCGAGGGGGUGGCCGCGGCCCCUGGCCCGGGUUCGGGGUCAACUCUGAGGAGCUGCCGCGCUAUGUCGGGCUCCGGGGAGCGGGGCCAGCAGGUUGAGGCGGCGCAGCGGGCCCUGGUGGAGCUGCUGGGACCGUACGAGCCUCUGCUGAGCCGGGUGCAGGCAGCCCUGGUGUGGGAGCGGCCAGCCAGGAGCGCCCUGUGGUGCCUCGGGCUGAACGCGGCGUUCUGGUUCUUUGCAUUGACAUCCCUUCGCCUUGUGUUUUUACUUGCAUUCAGCUUGAUGAUCAUUGUGUGUAUUGAUCAAUGGAAGAACAAAAUCUGGCCUGAAAUAAAAGUGCCGAGACCCGACGCAUUAGACAAUGAGAGCUGGGGCUUUGUGCACCCUCGGUUGCUCAGCGUGCCCGAGCUCUGCCACCAUGUAGCUGAAGUCUGGGUUAGUGGGACCAUUUUCAUAAGGAAUCUUUUGCUUUUCAAAAAGCAAAACCCAGGCAAGUUCUGCUUGCUGAGCUGUGGGAUACUGACCUUUUUGGCUGUUUUGGGCCGCUAUAUCCCUGGGCUCCUGCUGUCCUACUUGAUGCUUGUCACUGUCAUGAUGUGGCCCCUUGCUGUGUACCACCGGCUGUGGGAUCGAGCAUAUGUGCGGCUGAAGCCGGCUCUGCAGCGGCUGGACUUCAGCGUCCGUGGCUACAUGAUGUCCAAGCAGAGAGAGAGACAAUUGCGCCGCAGAGCUCUACACCCAGAACGUACCACGGACAACCACAGUGACAGUGAAGAGGAGCUAGCUGCCUUCUGUCCUCAGCUGGAUGAUUCUACUGUUGCCAGGGAAUUGACCAUCACAGACUCUGAGCACUCGGACGCUGAAGUCUCCUGCACAGACAAUGGCACAUUUAAUCUUUCAAGAGGCCAAACGCCUCUAACGGAAGGCUCUGAAGACCUAGAUGGGCACAGUGAUCCAGAGGAAUCCUUUGCCAGAGACCUUCCGGACUUCCCUUCCAUUAAUGUGGAUGCUGUUGGCCUGGAUGAUGAGGACGACACUAGCAUUGGCAUGCCCAGCUUGAUGUAUCGUUCCCCACUAGGGGCCGUGGAGCCCCAGGCCCCACCUGCCAGCCAGGAUGAGGCUGCACUGCCAGAGCUCCUGCUUGGUGCUCUGCCUGUAGGAUCCAACCUCACCAGCAACCUUGCCAGCCUAGUCUCCCAGGGUAUGAUCCAACUGGCCUUGUCAGGAGCCUCCCAGCCUGGCCCUUCUGGCCCACCUCCCCGGAGAGCAACAAGAGGUUUCCUUCAGUCCCCUAGUUCAGAUCUGGACACUGAUGCUGAGGGGGAUGACUUUGAACUUCUGGACCAGUCAGAGCUGAAUCAGUUGGACCCUGCCAGUUCCAGGAGCCAAUGAGGCAAAGAUUCCUUUGGGGGUCACUGCGAUUUAGGCUUUUUUCUUCCCAUCCAACUGAAGGUGACGGGGCAAGGGAAGAACCCAGUUCCCAUCUCCUGAAUUCUGUUUGUAUGCUGGGUGGCCUGGCUGCUCAGAGGCCUGCUUAGAGAGGAUACUCACUCCCCUGCUACCAGCUGGACACCCGUUUCUGAGCUCAGUCACUGAAGUGAGAGUGUGCGCCCCUGAGGGAGGCUUCUGUCAGCAUGGUACUUUGGGGAACAGAGUAGUCAGGGAUAUUGUUCCCCUUUGAGGAGGUGCUGCUGUUUGCUCUGAGGUGUGGGUGCUCAGGGUCCCUCACUGAUAAAAGAGCCCAUCCCUUCCAUUCUCCCUUUACCUCCCUAUGGAGCCUCGAAAGUCAGGCAGCAGCUGGAAGAGUUACAUUGUCACUAUCUUUUGUUAAACCCAAUUUUUUUUUUUUUUUUUUUGAGCAAGCUUGUCCUUCGAUUCUGUAGAACAGGCCUGCUCCUCCUCUAGCCCAUCCUCAUUUCUUGGGGCCUGACCCUCAGUGCUCCCAAGUAGUGCUUGUGAAAUUUAAGAAAUGUGAACAUGAUGUGGGGUGUCUCUUCUGCAUCACCUUGGACUAUGGGGGUCAGCCAGCAGGGAGGGUGAGUGUGUACCUCUGUAUCUUGAGGUCUCACUGAAACUUCUGGAGCUGUGUGGUUGUCUUUGGUGCUGCUAACCCCUGGCUCCAUUUGUCCAGCAGCCUGAACAGUGAGCAAAGCAAUACCAUACUCAUUUCUAUGUUCCUGUACCUUCCCCUGCUUCUCCCUUGGAGAAGCAGUAAUUCCAUGGGGGAUGGCAAAGUAGCACUUUACAAAGGGCUCUGUGGCAUUCACCCCAAUAGCCACAAGCUCUUGCACCAGCUCUUCUUACUCCGUGUUUAGCUCCUUUACUGCUUUUAUUUUCAACUACUUCCCAACGGGCAGGCCUUCCUUUAAGGAUGAGCCCAGGCAGGUGUGGUGGUUCACACCUGUAAUUCCAACACUUUGGGAGGUGGAGGCGAGAGGACUUCCUGA